CAAUAGGCCUGGUUCUGGCGGUCGGGACGUGUAAAGUACAGAUCGCAGCUUUGAAUGGGGGUCUACUACUAGUUCCGUCAUCCUUUUAGUGCAUGGAACGGCAUCUUUCUAUCAACCACCACACACCAAAAAUCGCUGCAGCAAGGACGGGAAUUGCUGAACCUCGACCCUCCCGGAACACCACAACCGUCACCUCCUUCCGCCACGACAUCGCAAUCGUCGGAAGAGACAGAUAUGGAACAGGGUCCUCCUCAACCGGGCCCAGGGCAAAUGCCCAUGCCGCCUCCUGGCCAGAUGCCCUCGCCCGAGCAAAUCCAGGCGAUCCAGAGACAGCUUGCCAUUGAUGCCGAGAAGGCUGGCAUGACCGUUCCCGAGUUUGUUGAGCAGCUCAAGAGACAGCAUCAGCAGAUGAUGAUGAGACAAAUGCAGAUGCAACAACAGAUGCAACAACAGCAACAGCAACAAGGAGGAGCACCACCCCAGGAAGAUGGCCACCAGCACCAACACCAGCACCAGCAUCAGCAAGGCCCUCCAGCCGGCCAAGCUCGGCCCAUUGUUCCCGGCCCUCCCAAGCCCGAAGCCAUCGCUCUCGCCAAGUUCCUCCGCAGCCAGGAGCUCAAGCCCCGUACCGUCAUCCUCAAUGGCGAACGCAAGGACAUGUUUAGAGUCAAACGUGCCCUCCGUGCUCUCCAGUCCCCCGCCUACGAGAAGGCUCGCAAGAAGAACCCCGCCCUCCCCGAGAUCACCGACCGCGCGUCCCUCGAGAACACCUUCAAGCUGCUGCCCAUGUCCAUGCUUGCUCUGCGCGUCACCAAGAUCGACCCGCACGAGGGCCACGACCACGCGCCCACCAAGAAGCCGCACGGCGGCGGCAAGCGCGUCAAGGGUCUGUGGACGGUGCGGAUCGAGCCGCAACAGGACGCCGCCGACGACCUGUACUACGUGUGGCUGUGGGAGGGCAGCCAGGUCAUGCGCAAGGUCUACGCGGCGCUCGCACUGCUCGUUAUCUUUGCCGUGGUGCUGUACCCUCUGUGGCCUCUCAAGAUGCGCCAGGGCGUCUACUACCUCAGCUGGGGUUUCCUCAUGUUCUUGGGUCUGUUCUUUGCCAUGGCCAUCUUCCGCGUUAUUCUGUUCUGCAUCACGUACUUUGUGCUAUCGCCAGGAUUCUGGCUGUUCCCGAACCUGUGGGAGGACGUCAGUGUCGUGGAGAGCUUCAAGCCUGUCUGGGCUUGGCAUGAUCCCAACCCCAAGAAAAAGAAGAAGAGCAAGUCCAAGACCCCGGCUGGAAGUGCCAAGGCCAAUGCUACGUUUGCCGCUACUACCGGCCAACCUGCUCCGGCUACUGCUGUGACCACGGCUACCGACACUCAAGUUGCUACUGCUACACCUACAGCGGCAGCACAGCGAAACUAUGCUGCCCCGAAGGUGGAGGAGCUUGCGGACGAUGAGUAGGGACUGUUACUUGGUCAGGUAGCUGCUGUGGAAUCUUCCAAAGGGGGAGGGGAGGCCUUUCGUCUCAAACUCGUGACAUUCGGCAAAACAUGUGCCACGGGGGCCAAACGCGAAUGCCGUCGUGAUGGUUAGUUAACCCCAGGCUCUCCUAGUCCUUGGAGGAUACGGCAGCGUAAUGUGGCGAGGGGAGAACCCCGUUUAAGCGAAUGCGUGGGAUAGUUAAUUUGAUUGGCGUUGUUUUAUUAUCAAUGGUGUUUUUUGGGGGGUAAAAGCCAGUAGAGAGCAGCUUCACUGAAGACACGUAAAAAAUGAUAGCUGGUUCAAACAAUCCUCUGAGUGGUUCAACAAUGAAAUGCCCGUGCAGUGCCGCACCAUGCCGAAGCUCAAACAUAUAUAC
This is a messenger RNA of Neurospora tetraspora, 1849 nucleotides long. RefSeq names its product translocation protein. The coding region runs from base 235 to 1452 and encodes 405 amino acids. Lineage: Eukaryota; Fungi; Ascomycota; Sordariomycetes; Sordariales; Sordariaceae. The record is from RefSeq and is a predicted model, not a curated record. The transcript has 3 exons. Gene Ontology annotation, biological process: post-translational protein targeting to membrane, translocation. Gene Ontology annotation, cellular component: endoplasmic reticulum; endoplasmic reticulum membrane.